Lytechinus pictus (painted urchin) is the source of this 2805-nucleotide messenger RNA. Its product is annotated as small integral membrane protein 14-like. The record is from RefSeq and is a predicted model, not a curated record. Gene Ontology annotation, cellular component: endoplasmic reticulum. The transcript is spliced from 5 exons. NCBI's taxonomy places the organism in Eukaryota, Metazoa, Echinodermata, Echinoidea, Temnopleuroida, Toxopneustidae. The coding region runs from base 149 to 454 and encodes 101 amino acids.
GAUCGACAGCUUCAGCUCGCUCAGCUCAGCAAGGAUAGAGGAGCCAAAGGCGAUUAUGUCUGCGACUCUGUGGAUUGUCCAAUUUUCAACCAACUAAAUGAGGUGAAACAAUUUUUUACCAAGCAUUAAAAUCCAGAGAGAGUGAAAGAUGGCAGAAGGGGGAUAUGACCCUUGCGAGUGUGUUUGGUCACAUGAAGGUGCAAUGAGGAGAUUAAUAAACAUGCUGAGGGAGCAAAAUACCUGCAGUGACUCACAGUGUGACUUAGACUUUCCUGGUCCUCAACCUAACUCCGAUGGGGACUAUACCAUGUUCCUCUUUAUGAUUGGUUGGCUAGUUCUUGCCUUAGCUCUCUUUCUCAUGAGACCUGGACGAAACAGGACAGAAGGAGACCAGAAACCAAGACCACUCAAUCAAGAUCCUGGGCCCACACCUCCAGCUCCACCUCUGGACUAGAACCCAUUAACACUGACCAAUAUGAACAAAGCGGGCCACACUGGUUUAUUUCCAAUUCGUCUAAUGCCAAUUCUUCCAAUUGCCAACUCGUCUACUAUCAUUUGGUCUAUCAUCAGUUCGUCCACUCACCACAUGGUCUACUUUCAUUUUUAGUCUAAUAACCAGUUGGUCCAUUAGCCAUUUGGUCCAUAAACUAUUUGGUCUAAUUGGACUAAGUGUUCAAUUGUGCAAAAUGAAUGAAAAUGAAAUGGAUAUUAGACCUACUGGUUAUGAGACGAAAUGGUGAUUAGACGAAGUGAUGAUUGGACCAAAUGGUUAAAGGACCAAAUGGUUGUUAGACGAAAUGUUGAUGGAUAGAAUGGCAUUAGACUAAAUGAAAGUAAACCAUGUGGUGAGUGGACGAGUCGGCAGUAGACGAAUUGACAAUUUACCACCACACCUCUGUCUUCAUUACCCUGCGAUAGCAUGAUUAUCACUUGCUGAAUUUCACCAAUCUUGUAGAAAGCGACUCGAUCCUAUUUCCAGCUUCAGUUGCAUUCUAAUCUUGUAGAGUGUCUUCGGGAUUGUAAACUACACUGAGUACUCCAUUUCUUUAUAAGCCUUUGACAGCCUGUCUAUCACUUGCAGAAUUUUAUGAGUAACAUGAAGUUCUUGGGUUAUGCAGAUUUUGCAGUUUACGUGUACCUUAUUGUGUGCAUACAGCUCUACGCUAUUGCACAUUUUGGGCAAAUUGUGCUUGAAUUUUUUUAUGGUUUAGUCCUAAGUUUAAGUAAUCAUCAAGCAUAUUUACAAGAACAACCAUAGCAACAAGCGAAAAGCAAAAGGCCUUUUGCAAAAUUGCCAACUAGUUUAUGGACUUUACUGGUUGUAGUGCCAAAAGUCAAGCAUGUUUUUAAAAUCAGAUCUGCAAUUCCAAAUUCUUGAAAUUAAUCCCCAGUGGUGAAUUCUGGACAUUUUGAAUUGUUAAUUUUAGCGAAAAUAUUUCCAUAUUUCCAUUUGCAAUGGAAGAGAUCUUCUUUCUGGUUUUAAUAAGAUUAAUGUUUACAACUUGAGCAGUAUAGCCUAUAAAGUUUGCUGUUGGGAACUUAAUGUUUUAUAAGACUGUACAAUCUGUCAGAUGCUUUAAAAUGAAAGCCAAGUUUAAUAAAGUUGGGUGUCACUUAUGUUUCCUCGAAUAGACCAACUUGUGCUAGAGCUAUCAUACAUGUACUUUGCAUAAUUUAAGCCUUGUUUUUAACUCUUCUUCCAAACUGAUACUGUAAAAAGCACUUGGUGUUUUUACUCCUGUGCCAAUGUCUGUCUAACUCCAUUUGCAAUGACUGAAUGCAUGCAUAACCGAUCAUAAAUAUAUGACUAUCAUUUGACCAAGUCAUGUGUCAAUAAAGAGUGACAAGUAUUGCUCUCAUACAGUCUCUUGCUGAUUUCCAGAUAGAUUUUGAUCUUUUGGUGUAGGCAUUGAACAGAAUUCUACAUCAGCACAGCACCAAAAUAAAAAAAAUAUUACAAAUAGGAGACAGGAUCUUCUUUCACUAGAUACUUCGGGAAACAAUUUGCUGGGUGUCAACGAUUUUUACAAAAAGACUUCUCUCUAUUGUCCCUUUGCAUUGAAAAUGAUUAUCUGCAUGGUGUCAAUACUUUACCUUUCAAGAUAGGCAUUAAUGUAUUCAGGUCGUAGUAGAUAUAGCAUAGAUAUCAGUGAUAUCGUCUGUUGCAAGUAAAAAUGAGGUCAUUGUGAAAUUAUCCGGUGUUGUGUAUGUACAUAAACAAAAUAAAUAAGAUAUAAUUAUAUGUAUGGUGAAGGGGGACAUAAAAUGUAUUGUUUUGUGUGUUAUGAUUCCUUUGAGACAAAGCAACAUUAAGCUAUUUGAACAUUGCAUUCCAUUUAAAAACAUUAUCCCUAUUAAUAGUAUUAAGUGGUAAUAUAUAAUGAGAAUGACAAGCUGUAUAGGUUGUUCAUUGCUUUUCAUGUGGUAGAAAUAUGGUUUUGAGUUUUAAAAGCCUAGUUUAGCACUUCUUACAGCUCAUAUAUAUUUCAUGAUUUUCUGUCUCAUCCACUGGAGGUGACGAUCAGGCUAAAGAAACCUAAUGACAUCCAUCCAUCUAUCAGAAAUGUUAAAGUUUACCUGCAAGACUAUCUUAGGAUUGUAAAUGUUGUAUCAAAUGCUUAUGUAACAAUUAACAAACUUUGGUCGUCAAUACACCUGGUGGGUGUUUCAUAAAGCUGUUCGUAAGAUACAAAUGACUUUAAGAAUGGCUGGUGAACCUUUCUUACGCACAAAAUAAUCACCAAUGAACGUUUAAUGGUGAAUAUCAUUUACCACAAUUAAAGAUCACCAGUCGUUCUUAACUUA